Molecule: messenger RNA, 2712 nt
Organism: Trichomonas vaginalis G3
Lineage: Eukaryota; Parabasalia; Trichomonadida; Trichomonadidae
Product: regulation of histone H3-K4 methylation
Exons: 1
Coding region: 1-2712 (903 amino acids)
Biological process (GO): regulation of DNA-templated transcription
Cellular component (GO): Cdc73/Paf1 complex
Molecular function (GO): RNA polymerase II complex binding
Source: RefSeq, a predicted model, not a curated record
AUGAGUGACGAUUUGCUCAGGAGGAGUCUUCCAAAUGAAAGUGAUCGUACUUUCACUCUUGAUCAAAUGAUAGAGUAUUUAACAACACCUGAUGUUGUUAAUGAAGUUGUAUCAAGCAUGAAAAGCUCUGGUUGCCAAGAUACUGUUACAAUUGAAAUGGUUGCAACAGCUUUACAGCACAAUGGCUUCCAUAAGGAAUUUGUUGAUUUCCUGACUCAUUUCUCUCAGGAAAAGAUCAAAAAUAUCUACAUUCCACGCGUACAUUUAUCACUUUACUACUUACAAAACUGUUUAAGGUCGCCAAAUGACUCAGAAGCAGAUGAAAAUCGUGUUGAAGAAACUAUCAGACAAGCAUGGGCCCUUGAUUACAGAUAUUUCUUCAUUUGGCUUGCAAGAUGUUUCUUCGAAUUAUACCGUGGAAACCUUAAGACUGCUAAUGAUUACUACGAUACAGGUCUCUCUCUUUUUGAACAAUCAAAGCGCCAACAGGGCAGUGAUAAGAAGUCAAAUGAAGACCAAGCUAUUAACGAUAUUACAAAGAUUUUUAACCUUGUUCCAUUCCUUAGUUUGGCAAAUGGCUUAUUACAGUUCGCAAUGGGCGAAUAUCAAGGCGCAUUUCAAGAAUUUAAGAAAUUAUUCAACACUUCCAUUCCUGCUUUCCCAUUAAUUCGUCUUGCAAUUGGCAUGUGCUUAGAAAAGCUCGAUAAGCGUGACGAUGCUAUUCUUGCAUACAAGAGAUGUCUCGAAAUUGAUCCAACAAACCUUACAGUUCUUAUCAGACUUAUUUUACUCGAUAAGGCCAGUCUUGUUCAGUACUACGAAGCUGCCAAGAAGGUCAACAGCAAAUCAAUUGCAUUAAGAAUCUUAGAAUUACAACUUCGUUUCGAAAACAUCAAAUUACAAGAAAAGAAGAAGGACAAAAAGUUCGUCAAACUCGCUGGUGCUCUCUACGAAGACAUUCCUAAGCGCCAAGUCGAAUUCAAAGCAGAAGCGUUAUUCCAAUUAGCCAGAUACUGGCAUUAUACUGGCAAGAAGACACCAGAGGAAUUAAUCGAUUACUACCAGGAAGUCCUUAACGUCUACAAGGACCAUCUCCAAGCUCAAUUUGCAAUCUCUCAUCUUUCUGUAGCCAUUGGCAAGUACAAGGUGGCCAUUGACUACCUAAAGCCAGUUAUUGCAAGCUAUACAACCCAGUUCGAGCCCCAUUUCGUCCUUGGCAUGGCUCUCGCCCAAGCAUAUAAAAACGAUAACAAGACAGACACGGCAAACCAGGCCAAAGCCCAACUUUCCGAAGCCAUCAGACUCUCCCAAGGCAAGACCUUCAAAGAUCUCUACAAAGUACACUCAACACUCGGCUGGUUGUGUCUCAAAACUCUUGAAUACGAUUCCGCGUAUUCAAAUCUCAAAUCUUCUGUUGCAUUACUCGAACAAAACAACAUGAAGCCAGAUGAUCAGACGCUCACCUUCCUUGGCAUCUCACAGUUCGAGCUUGAGAAGUAUCCAGAAGCAUUGAAGACCUUCGAAUCUGUUUCCAACAAAUCGAAUGCAAUUGUUAGAUUCAACAUUGGCAGAUGCAUGGAAACACUCGGUCGUCUUAAAGAUGCAAAGGAAUACUACACGAAAUUGACAGAAGACUUCCCAAGAUUCCCAGAACCAUACCUCAGACUCGGUGUCAUUUCUGUCGCAGAAAAAGAUUAUUUGACAGCCGAACAAUACUUCAAGACUGUCGAUGAAGAAUGCCCUGAACAGAAGAUCAGAGCAAUGCUUUAUCUCGCGGACUUAUACUUGCAUUCGAAGCCAAGAGUUUCAAUGCAAUACGCAGAUGAAGUCAGAAAACUCACAACAAACAUUGUUCCUAACUCUUCUUCUUCCAACUUUUCUGACGGAUAUUUGACGGCAAAUGUUUACUUGGCAAAUGCUUAUUUAAUCGAUUCGCAGAAGCCAAAUCUCCAACAGUCAGAAAGACUCCACAACUUAGAUAAAGCAACAUCAUUUUACCACGCAGCUUUGAGAGGCAAUAAAUACUGCAUUUCUGCUGCUUCUGGACUCGCUUUGUGUUGGUUGUUGAGAGGAGCAGCGAAAGACACAAUCCAAUACUUGAGACUCGUUAAAGAGAACAUGGAGAGAUUGCCAGGUCCGGCUGAAUGUCUUGCGAACGCUUACCUCACAGGAGGAGGUAUUGGAUCAAUGGAUAACAACGGAAGAGAUCCUGAUCAGGCUGCAAAGGAAUUCGAAGCUUGCAACAAAGAACACUACGAAAGAACAAAUACUGGUUUGUUCGCAGGAGCAUUUCAAGCGUACAAAGCAUCUCAGAAAUACGACAGAUGCCUUGAAAUGGCUGAGUACAUGAUUCAAUUGGAACCAGACAGAAUCAUGUUCAGAGAUUUCCUCGCAAACUCUUUGUUCAAGAGUGUUGAAACUAAUUCUUCUUCACAUGUGACAGAGAGAUCCAAACUCAGAGUUUCUAUGGUUGACAUGUGGGUUUCGCAGUUGAAUAGAGCUCUAGAGUUGUACGAGCUUUCCAAACAAGAAGCUCAAAAUGACUACAAGAGAAUCGACUACUACAAUAAAUAUAUCGAACGCAUAAAGAAGAUCAUCAAGAAAUGCGAUAUAUUGAGAAAGAAGGCAGAAGAAAAUGAAAGAGAAAGAGCUCUCAAAUAUGCUAAAUCAAUCCCAGAUCUCCCAGAUCCAGAUAUGUCUCAAAGAUUAUAA